AUGCAAUUUGGGAAAAGAGUAAAGUUCACGGCUUUCUCGCCAGAGUAUGCCCCACGGUGGCCGUCGGCGGUCACUUCCGCGGCAGUGGGUACGAAGUUAGGGUUGUCAGUGGACGCUCAAAUCGUUGAUGCCAACGGAAGCCUUCUCGAUUGGAAAUCCAUGGGGGAGGCCUCUUCUGGGAAAAUCGCGGCGGCGACUGAUAAGGUUUCGGCAUCGUUGUUUCUUAUAAGAUCGGCUUAUUGA
Messenger RNA from Linum trigynum, 243 nucleotides. Lineage: Eukaryota; Viridiplantae; Streptophyta; Magnoliopsida; Malpighiales; Linaceae. The record is from the annotation of a GenBank genome assembly.